This is a messenger RNA of Prunus armeniaca (apricot), 234 nucleotides long. The record is from the annotation of a GenBank genome assembly. Lineage: Eukaryota; Viridiplantae; Streptophyta; Magnoliopsida; Rosales; Rosaceae.
AUGGGUGAAGAACUUUCUGGUUUGAGUGCCAAAGAUCUACAGAGCCUGGAAAACCAACUGGAGACAAGUUUGAAAGGUGUCCGGAUGAAAAAGGACCAGAUACUAAAUGAUGAAAUAAAAGAACUGAACCAGAAGGGAAAUCUCAUACAGCAAGAGAAUAUGGAACUGUAUAAGAAGCUAGACCUUGUAGGUAAAGAGAAUGCAGAACUGCUAGAGAAGGGAGGAGACAGGUGA